Suillus paluster is the source of this 588-nucleotide messenger RNA. RefSeq lists its product as uncharacterized. The record is from RefSeq and is a predicted model, not a curated record. The coding region runs from base 207 to 524 and encodes 105 amino acids. NCBI's taxonomy places the organism in Eukaryota, Fungi, Basidiomycota, Agaricomycetes, Boletales, Suillaceae. The transcript has 3 exons.
CUCAAUGGCCAACACCCCCGCCAUGGUGGGUGCCUCCACUCUCCACUCUCCAGCUCCCUGCCCCCAAACGCCCAAAGCCUUCUGCUACAAGUAUAGCUAUGUGCUGGGUCGAGCCCACGUCAAGUUUCUGCCAUCAAGCGUGCCAAUCACCGUCUCCGUGCGGUAUUCUCAUGUAGCUAUGUAGUGCGUCAGAAUGUCCUCUGGGAAUGUUUUUUUUGUGGGCGUUGCGGGCCUUUGUUAUUUGUAAGCGUUCACGUGGAGAUCCUCCGUGCACUCCCGUGCUUUCACCUCAGUCCGUGUGCUCCCUCAAAAAGAUCACAAUGCGCCGAUUCCGAUUCUUUCAUAUUCCUCUCCUCGUUGUCGGGAUCUGUGCGACAUGUCCAGACAUGGCACCCUCCUGCCUUGGUCUGGCAGCCAGACCUUCCCAUGCAUCUGGCGAAACCCUCAAAUGUUUCUUCCUUUCCCUUCCCCGAGUCUCCCAUAGUUUUACACAACAUUCAGCUUCCUCGUAUCAAUAUCAUUAGAAAACUCUUGCUUGUCGCAUCACUCCUUAAUUAAUAUUUGUCUUUCUCUCUACAUUUCGAACGC